This is a messenger RNA of Saccharomycopsis crataegensis, 1212 nucleotides long. It is a transcript of the gene POT1, whose product is annotated as acetyl-CoA C-acyltransferase. Gene Ontology annotation, cellular component: peroxisome. Lineage: Eukaryota; Fungi; Ascomycota; Saccharomycetes; Ascoideales; Saccharomycopsidaceae. The transcript has a single exon. Gene Ontology annotation, molecular function: acetyl-CoA C-acyltransferase activity. Gene Ontology annotation, biological process: phenylacetate catabolic process; fatty acid beta-oxidation. Bases 1 to 1212 code for a protein of 403 amino acids. The record is from RefSeq and is a predicted model, not a curated record.
AUGAACAGAUUAUCACAGAUAUAUAGUCAUUUGCACGGCAAGCAGUCAGAUUUAACCUCGAUCAAAUCAAAACACCCCGAUGACGUGGUGAUUGUGUCCGCUCUAAGAACUCCAAUUGCGAGGGGUCGCAAAGGUGGGUUCAAGGACUUGAAAACUGAAGAUAUCUUGUACCUUCUCCUUUCUGAAUUCAAAAAGCAGAAUAUCAUUGAAUUUGAAAAAAUCGAAGAUGUGGCCUGUGGGAACGUUCUAAAUCCUGGGGCCGGUGCCAACGAGUUGCGUGCUGCCGCUUUGGCUGCUGGGAUUCCAUACCAAACACCUUUUGUUUCCAUCAAUCGUCAAUGUUCUAGUGGACUCAUGAGUGUUAACUAUAUUGCCAACCAGAUUGCAACCGGUCAAAUCAAUAUAGGGCUAGCGUGCGGGGCAGAAAGUAUGACAACUUUCUUUGGCCCAAAAGCCGCUCCGGCAAUUAGUGAUCUCUUACUCGACGAAAGUGAUGAGGCUGCCAAAUGCUUGAUUCCAAUGGGUAUAACCAAUGAAAAUAUUGCUGAAAAGUUCGGUAUUGACAGACCUACCCAGGAUCGGUUCGCUGCAAAUUCGUACGCAAAGGCUGAAAAGGCAUUAGCGUCCAAUGCUUUUGCCCAAGAGAUCUUACCAAUCCCUGUUGGCGAUAAAGUGAUCAGUAAAGAUGAAGGCGUGAGACCAGGAACGACUUUCGAAACAUUAUCAAAACUCCGUGCGUCUUUCAAACAGGAUGGUACAACGCAUGCUGGGAACUCCUCGCAGGUAUCUGAUGGGGCGGCUCUUGUGCUUCUUGCUCGUCGUUCUGUGGCCGAGACUUUAAGCUUGCCAAUUGUAGGAAAAUAUGUUUCUACUCAGGUUGUUGGAGUUCCUCCGGAAAUUAUGGGGGUUGGACCGGCUUAUGCCAUUCCAAAGCUCUUGUCUUCUGUCAAUGUUGGGGUGUCGGAUAUCGAUAUUUUUGAAAUUAAUGAGGCAUUUGCGGCCCAAUGUUUAUAUAGUGUGGAAAGCUGCGGAAUUCCGUAUGAAAAGGUGAACCCUCGUGGUGGUGCAAUUGCCUUGGGCCAUCCUUUGGGUUGUACUGGAGCAAGAUUAGUGGCUACCUUGUUGAGUGAGUUGAUAGCUGGACAGUUGGGGGUAGUUAGUAUGUGUAUUGGUAGUGGUAUGGGUGCUGCUGCUUUGUUUGUUAAGGAAUGA